Messenger RNA from Fraxinus pennsylvanica, 1260 nucleotides. NCBI's taxonomy places the organism in Eukaryota, Viridiplantae, Streptophyta, Magnoliopsida, Lamiales, Oleaceae. The record is from the annotation of a GenBank genome assembly.
AUGAAUGUUGUGGCGAAUGAGGAAGCUGAAGAUUUGCCCAGAGUGUUUGAUUCUCUUGCUCGAAUAGCCGAAAAACGAGAUGUCAAAAACUUGUUGGCUGGCAUGUUUAGGAAGGUACGCCAGAUUCGGAGCCGGCAACCACUGCAAGGUAAAGGUUUUGAGCUAACUGAAAAUCGAGGUCUGGGACGCGUGAAAUUGUGGGAGAAAGAGGCGGUUUCGGAACAGGCAACGAAUGAAAAUGAAGCCAUCCAUCCACUUCUUCCACCGCCGCCGCCGCCGCAAAUGGCCACCAAACUUGGGUUCAGUAUAACAACCCCAAGAUUCUUCACUGUCCCAUUCAGAAAACCAAUCAUUUCUGUGUCUGCUUCUCCUUCUCUGCCUUCUCCUGCUUCAGGGGUUCAGUUGAUUCAUUUCAACGGUAGAAAGUUAUCCAUUAAACGCAGAUUGUUGAUUAUUUCUCCUCGGGCCUCUACUGAUCAGCAAGGUCAGGUUCAAGGAGAUGAGGUGGUCGACAGCAAUGUCUUGCCCUAUUGUAGCAUAGAUAAAAAACAGAAAAAGUCUCUCGGGGAGAUGGAACAAGAAUUUCUUCAAGCACUUCAGGCAUUCUACUAUGAAGGAAAAUCUAUCAUGUCAAAUGAGGAAUUUGAUAAUCUUAAGGAAGAACUCAUGUGGGAAGGGAGUAGUGUCGUUAUGCUAAGUGCAGACGAGCAGAGGUUUUUGGAAGCUUCAAUGGCUUAUGUAUCUGGGAAUCCAAUAAUGAAUGAUAAAGAGUAUGAUGAACUUAAACUAAAACUCAAGAUGGACGGGAGCGAAAUUGUGAUUGAGGGUCCUCGUUGCAGUCUUCGCAGUAGGAAGGUUUACAGUGACCUUUAUGUUGACUACCUCAAGAUGUUUCUCAUAAACGUCCCAGCUGCAGUUGUUGCAUUGGGAUUGUUUUUCUUCCUCGAUGAUUUGACUGGAUUUGAAAUCACCUAUUUAUUGGAGCUUCCCGAGCCCUUCAGUUUCAUUUUCACAUGGUUUGCAGCUUUGCCUUUCAUUCUAUGGUUAUCUUUCACCAUUACAAACACAAUCGUGAAAGAUUUCCUGAUCUUGUCGGGACCCUGUCCAAACUGUGGCACGGAGAAUAUUUCCUUCUUUGGGACCAUAUUGUCUAUAUCUAGUGGUGGUUCGACCAACAAUGUAAAAUGCUCAAAUUGCGGGACAGAGAUGGAAGUGAAGCAUGAGUUGAGGCAUAAUGGAUUCGGAUGCAAGAAGAACUGA